Molecule: messenger RNA, 2169 nt
Organism: Entelurus aequoreus (snake pipefish)
Lineage: Eukaryota; Metazoa; Chordata; Actinopteri; Syngnathiformes; Syngnathidae
Exons: 8
Coding region: 193-2151 (652 amino acids)
Source: RefSeq, a predicted model, not a curated record
UUAAACAGCUCUGUUUUAAUCGCUAAUUUCCACAGUAUUCAGGACAUCUGUGUUGGUGAAUCUUUUGGAAAUUUGUUCAAUUAACAAUGGAGACUGCAAAAAAGAGAGUUGUAGGGAAGCGGUGUGUUGCUGCUGGAUGUAGCAACACAAACCAAAACACAACCGGUGUUUCAUUGUUUCUUUUCCCAAAAGAUGGCGGCCAAGCUUUACUAUGGAACAAAGAAGUCAAGCGAACACGGUUGGAUUGGACGACACAUACGAAAAAUGGGAAUCAGCACUCGUCGACUCGUGCUGAAGAAAGGUGCGAAGCCAACUAUUUUCGAUAGACCACGGACAAGUCCGGAGCACCCGACCCCCUCCACAAGCGGACAGACUGGGCACAUGAGGUCUGCAUUUGCCAAAAGGGAAAGGAAGAGGACAAUAGAUCAGAUCAUGGACAGUACGACUACGGCAUCAGUGGCGGAUGCGGUGGAUGAACCAAUGGCAAUGGCACUAGAUUUGCCUGAUGAGGAGGGCGAUCAAGAUCAGGGAAAUACAAGAGAACAAGGAUGCCAGACGGACUGGGUACCGAUUGGGACAGCACCAACAGCAAUGACCAGUAGCAAGAGCACCCAAACAGGGAAAAUACAUCAUAGAUCAAAGGGACACCAGGUGACCCCAGAUAUCCUCGAGAGGGUUAGAGCUCGGCCGGCCAGGGUUAGUGAAGUCCCAUUGUCAAGUGUAGCAGCUCCAUCUGACAGCCCCGAGAUGCAGACUAACAUAGCAGCUCCAGGUGUGUCUGGAAUGCAAGCCAAGCUACGACCACCUCCUGCAUUGUUUGAUGAAGGACCAGCAUCAAGUCCCACUGCGCCUUUUGUUGGUGGUUCUUCCGAUGACAGCUAUGUGCCGAGUGAGUCAACGACAUCGGAUCCGUGUCAAUCUGACGGGUCGCCAGAUCGCCCAUGUACUCACCAGAUGCAUGAAGAGGGCUGCCACAAGGAACCGAAGUACAUCAUCUUUGAGUCGUGCCUCCAGAGUCUCGUCAAGUGGUGUCACUGUCCAGUCUGUGGCAGCCAGGACAUAAGCCCUUCUUGGGAUUCGAACGGUACACAGCUGACCAUGACUCUUCAAUGUGCAUCAUGUGACCAGAGGAGUAGUUGGAGCAGCCAGCCAAACAUUGGCCCUUAUGCCGCGGGCAACAUCCUGCUGUCUGCUGGCAUCCUCUUCGCUGGGGCAUCUUCUGGCAAGGUGUUGCAAGUGCUGAACAGCAUCGGAGUGGUCACGUAUGUGAAGAGGACAUUUUUCAACCACCAGGAGCUCAUCCUGCAGCCAGCCAUCAAAAAGGUGUGGGAGGAACAGCAACGGACGCACCUCACCAUGCUGCAGGUGGAAGGCCGACCCCUCGUCCUUGGUGGUGAUGGGCGAGCAGACAGUCCGGGACACAGCGCCAAGUUCGGUACCUACACCACAAUGGAGCUUGUGGCCAAUGUGGUUCUCGACCUUCAGGUUGUACAGAGCAACGAAUGUCUUGGCAGCUACCAUAUGGAGAUGGAAGGACUGAAGAGGAUGGUGGAACUGCUGAUCAGCUGGGACCUGGAUGUCGGGGUGCUGGUGACAGACAGACACAGACAGAUCGCUAAAUGGAUUCGUGAAAACAUGCCCAAUACACGGCACUGCUAUGACAUCUGGCAUGUUGCAAAAUCCAUCGGAAAGAAACUGAAGGCCAUCGCCAAGCAUAAGGACUGUGAAGACCUGAAGCCCUGGGUGCAAAGUAUAAUCAACCACCUCUACUGGGCAGCAGUGUCUACACCGCCUGGAGAGGGGGAACUUCUGGUUGCCAAGUGGAAGUCUGUGGAGCGACACAUUCAGAACAUCCACAAGGACCAUGGCGACCUCUUCCCAAUUUGUACUCAUGGACAACUGCAACGGCAAAAGAAAUGGCUCAAACAAAGUUCACGCUCAGCAGUGAAACUGGAGGAGGUGGUCAACAACAAGUCCCUGCUAAAAGAUAUCGCCAUGCUGUCGGGUGAACAACAGACUUCCAAGGUGGAGGCGUUCCAUAGCCUUAUCAUACAGGUGAGAAUUAGACUGAUCGCCUGUAGGUGGUGUCGGUGGUUACCACCUGCCACUAGGACUUUGGUGGCCAGGGAGCAAAAUACUAGAGCAUACUAAAUGAAGCCUUGAUACAGU